UAAUUGUGCUACGUUAUUUCUAGAUAUCUGCCACUGAGAUAAUGAUAUAACCAGCACCGUAAUACCUGGUUGAAGAUAUUCAAGACAACUGGGCAACCUUACAAGUGCUGUGAUUGUUCAUUUGCUCCUGCGAAGUUCUCAGUUAUUAUCCCUGCUAGCACAGAUCACUUUCCAGAUCAAUCUAACUAAUUUCAGCCGCAGGCGCUCGGGCUCACAGGCCGACGGCCCAAGUGUGACGUUGUAACUAAAAGUUGCUUGUGGUUGAGUUGGCGAGUGGACUGUCAGACAUCGAGUCCAGACCAGGACCAACAACUCUGCCGCAAGUCAUUCUGUCACUAUUCCCAGUUCAAACUUUUUAGUUGCAGCUCGACACGCCCAGAUGCAGCAUACAAACCCUCGCUGCAGGGAGCUCCUCGAUAGCACCUAGCUCUAGCAUGCGCAUGCGCUUGGUCUCCAUUUCCAGUCCACCACUCUUGAGGCUCUCUUCAGCAAAUGGACCAAUUCCCUAGGGCGGCAGCGCGCGACGUCGCUGUCGCGCCUACUUCUGAAAAGUCCAGCCAGCUUCUUAUAAGGGACUACCCCCAUAGAGCCAUUGCCAUUGUCUCAUCCUCGCACGCCUUGAUCUUCAGAUACAGCCCGACCACCAGUGAAGCCAUUGCCGAUGGCUCCCUCACCUCCGUUCCGUCAGCACGACCUCGCGCUAACAGCGAAGGGCUCGUGUCGAAAUGCAUGGUGGAAUUCUCGCCCGUCUCCAAGAACCUCCUGAGCGAUUUCCGACCGUUGACUCCCCGACCGAUAUAUGGAACGCUGGGUCUGAUAUCCAUCGCCCAGGAUGUGUUCUUAUGUGUCGUGACCCAGGCGUCGCGGGUCGCUUCCCUUAGGCCAGGCGAAACCGUCGAGAGAAUAGCAAAUGUGGAGUUAUUUUGCUUGAACAGUCCAGAAUACGACAAUGUCUACCCUAUGAACUCUUGGGAGAGCGAACCUUCCGACUCGUAUGGGCAGAACCUGAACCGCAGGGAGGGCGAGAUCGAGUACCCGUACAAUGAACUCCAGAAGUUGUUGAGCAAUGGGAGCUUUUAUUAUAGCACGGAUUUCGAUCUGACAAACCGGCUUCAGGACAGAUCGGUUGACUCUGACACGUUCGACAUUGAUAAUUUCGACGACUCUUUCCUGUGGAAUUCCUUCAUGAUCAGUCCUCUGGUCCAGUUUAGAUCUCGACUCCUAACGCAUGAACGAGAGGCCCUGGACGCAUCCAGAAUCUUAACUUCUGCCAUCCGUGGUUUUUGUUCGACCAUUACCAUCCCCCAAGCCGCUGCACCCCUGAAAGCGGUAAAGUCGGGUCUUCCAUCAUUCCUAACCGUCAUAUCCCGCUUGUCCUGCAAAAGAGCUGGCACGCGUUUCAACAGUCGUGGCAUAGACGAUGAUGGGCAUGUAGCCAAUUUUGUUGAAACGGAGACAAUCUACUGGAGCCCUUCAGGCGUUCUUUUCUCUUAUGCCCAAGUUCGUGGCUCCGUGCCUGUUUUCUGGGAGCAGAGUGCUGGUCUCAUUCCCGGCCAGCAAAAGAUCACUGUCACGCGAUCAGCCGACGGAACCCAACCGGCGUUCAAUAAACAUUUCGAGGAUCUAGAACAAACUUAUGGCGCAGUUCAUAUAGUCAACCUUUUGAGUGCAUCAAAACCGGGCGAGGCAGAGCUCACGCAGUUAUACCACUACGGCGUCCAGCACUGCUCUCUUAGCCGAAUGGGAGAGAAAGAAUCGUCUCAAGACCACGUUUUACUACGGGAAACCGACUAUGACUUCCACGCAGAAACCAAAACUAUGGGCUACGAAGCUGCCAGAGAGAUCCGCCGGUAUAUCGAACAUUCGGCAGAUGGGUUCGCCUACUACCUGGCAGAAGCUGUUGAUGAUUCAGCCGAGUUCGUACAGGAUCAGACGACGCAUCACCGCGUGGUUGUGGUUCUUCAGCAGGAAGGCAUCUUUCGGACAAACUGCCUCGAUUGUCUAGACAGGACAAAUCUCAUUCAGUCCAUGAUCUCACAGAUGGCCGCCGAGGCAUUCUUGUCCCACCGGGCUGGCUACGCCGCUUCAGACUUCUGGAUGCGUCACUCGACUUUGUGGGCUGAUAAUGGGGAUGCGCUAUCUCGCAUCUACGCCGGAACGGGUGCUCUGAAGUCUUCCUUCACAAGGACAGGCAAGAUGUCCCUGGCUGGCGCUUUUGCAGAUGCGCGUAAAAGUGCAACAAGGUUAUACAUAAAUAAUUUCACCGACAAGGCAAGGCAGAACACCAUUGACAUGUUGUUGGGUCGACUGGUCGGCCAGUCUCCUGUCCAUCUCUUUGAUCCUAUUAGCGACUACGUCUCAACGGAGCUGGGGAAGAGAAGUGCCGAAUUCCUCUCGACUGAAACAAUUAGCAUCUUGGUUGGUACUUUCAAUCUCAAUGGUAAAACCACGGGUAUAAACGAGGAUCUUACUCCGUGGCUUCGGCCAGCAUCGCUUGGCUCAACGCAGCCUGAGAUUGUUGCUGUUGGCUUCCAGGAAAUCGUCGAGUUGAAUGCUCAACAGAUCAUGAACAGCGACCCCACCAGGAAGCAGGCCUGGGAGAAUGCCAUUAAGAGGACUCUGAAUGGUCAUGCCAAACAGACAGGAGGCGAGAAAUAUGUGUUGCUCCGCAGCGGCCAGUUAGUGGGCGCUGCCCUGUGCAUCUUCGUCAGAGCGUCUGUGCUGUCCAAAAUCAAGAACGUUGAAGGCAGCGUCAAGAAAACGGGCAUGUCAGGAAUUGCCGGGAACAAGGGCGCGGUGGCCAUUCGCAUGGAGUAUGCUAACACACAACUGUGCUUCGUCACAGCACAUCUGGCUGCCGGGUUCGCAAACUACGACGAGCGCAACCGGGACUACGCCACUAUUCAUCAUGGUCUGCGCUUCCAAAGAAACCGGGGUAUUGAUGAUCACGAUUCUGUCAUCUGGCUUGGCGACUUCAACUACCGUAUUGGGCUGAGCCAUGAAAGGGCCAUGGACCUGGUUAAGAGACAGGACCUUGAGAAGCUUUACGAAAAUGAUCAGCUCAAUCUUCAGAUGGUGGCGGGGCUUUCAUUCCCCUACUACUCAGAAGCUAGAAUUACCUUCAUGCCAACUUAUAAGUUCGACCUCGGAACGGACAGAUACGACACCUCAGAAAAGGCUCGUAUACCUGCGUGGACGGAUCGAAUCUUGCGCAAAGGGGCUAACGUCAGGCAACUUUCGUACAACUCGGCCCCUCUACGGUUCUCUGACCAUCGGCCGGUCUACGCAACGUUUCGGUGCAUCGUCAACAUUGUCGAUGAAAACACUAAAGAGAAAAUCAGUCGCCAGUUGUAUGAACGUCGGAAAGCCGAAAUUGGACAUAAUGGUGUCAAUCUUGACCUUGACGACUCAGAUGACGAAGACCUGAUUGGGUACGAUGCUAUAGAACCCGGCCUUCCACCAGCUAGCUCAGACCACCAGAGAUGGUGGCUCGAGAAUGGGAAGAUGGCGCAGUCUGGCAUUGUUGCACCUAAGUCUACCAGUAGUUCCAUGACGGUGCUCAACCCCAGCCGUCCUUCAAAUCCCUUCUCUCCAACGGACGAGCCAGACUGGGUUGCGGUACCCAGAGCUGGCUCGAGACUAGGAUCCUUUUCCUCGAGCAUCUCCAGUUCUCCAUAUGAACAUAUCAAUCACUCUACGCUGCUGUCAACCUCGGCAUCAAGCUCUGUACCGAGGAAGGCAUUACCAAAUCCUUACGAUCCGGCAGGCCUACCCGCCAAGGUCGGGCGGCUCAAUUUGAUGGAUGAGCCAAACCCUGGGCAGUGUCAGCAAAGUCAGCAAAGACACGAGACACCCCCACCCCCCCUCGACGCCAAACGGGGGGCACGGUAGAAAUGCCACAGCGAAAACCGACAGCAAACACCCAGUUGAGCAUGGGAACACCAGUGCUGAAACCAACACCCCCUCCGCCGCAAUCGCGGUCUGUGUCUAUAUCCUCGCAAGUCUCGGGCAAGUCCAAGGCGCCUCCGCCCGUCGCGAAGAAACCAUCACAUCUCGCCUCAACAUCGCCCCUGACUAGCCCAUCUUUUCAUCAUGACACUCAUUUUGAUAACUCGUCAUUCACACCAGAGCUGCCGCGGCGAGC
Pseudomassariella vexata is the source of this 4144-nucleotide messenger RNA. RefSeq names its product SacI homology domain-containing protein. The record is from RefSeq and is a predicted model, not a curated record. Gene Ontology annotation, cellular component: membrane; cytoplasm. Gene Ontology annotation, biological process: phosphatidylinositol dephosphorylation. Gene Ontology annotation, molecular function: phosphatidylinositol-3,5-bisphosphate 5-phosphatase activity; phosphatidylinositol-4,5-bisphosphate 5-phosphatase activity. The transcript has 6 exons. Bases 493 to 3891 code for a protein of 1132 amino acids. NCBI's taxonomy places the organism in Eukaryota, Fungi, Ascomycota, Sordariomycetes, Amphisphaeriales, Pseudomassariaceae.